GGGAGGGAGGAGGAGGGAGGGGACGGUGGGGCGGGGACGCCACCAGCCCCGGGUGUCCGUGAGACUGAGGAACCACAGGCCUGUACCGCAGACACCAGUGAUACAUUGUAUGUGAAUUAAUUGAACUCAAUGAAAAAGUAUUUUUUAAAAAGGCAUUUCUUGUACAGCGGGUGCAGGGAAGGAAGGGUUGGUGGCCGGGAUCGCACCUGGCUGAGCGGACCGCGCGCCCCCAGGGACAGAGGGACCUACUUAGGGAGAUGAUUUCCGAUAGCUCUUUCUGCUCCUCGUUUCUUUGUGAAGCAAAACUCUGUUUUCUGCUUGUUUGGCUGCUAGUGGCCUUUCUCCUUAAACUGCGAACUCGCUUCCGGCGGGAGGAGACAUCUUCUGCCCCAGACUCUGGAAACAUCUGGUUUGGUAGAGUGUUCGCAGAGAUACCAGUUUUAUUGUCCUGUGCGAUUAGAAAGUUAGGGCCAUCUGACAAAGAGCGGCUGGGUCUGGGGGACAGAGGGGGAAGCUGUGUGACCCUCGCUGCCCGUGGGCAGAGACCCAGCAGGGCCAAUGGCACACUUGACGGGAGAGCCCGGCCUGCCCAAGACACAUGGGCCGGGGAAGGGUUACCCUCUCGGGCUCCACACACGUCACCGCGAACGGCGAGUGGUCGUUCUUUCGGACGGCCGAGGGAUGCCCCGGACAUACGGACACACCCUGUCUGUACCCACUCGUCCGCGGACACGGACGUGGACCAUCUCCCUCGUCCGGCUGCUGUCGACAGCGCUGCUGGGAACGCUGGGGCGUGUGAGCCCCUCACGGCUUCUCUCUGUGUCCUGCGGGGGAGUCCCCAACACCGUCUCCGGCUCUGUAGACCGCCUGUGGUCCCGGCCACUCCUCUGCUGCGCAGAAGCUUUGCAUCCUGACGUCCCAGGAGUUCAGUUUUGCUUCUGUUUCCCUGGCCUCUGGGGCCUCGUCCAGGAAGAAGCUGCUCGCGACCAAGAGGCCACGGAGGGAGGGCGCUGUGGUGUUCCUGCUAGGACUGUGAUGGCUUCCUGUCCGCGUUUACGUCUUUCAUCCAGUUUGUAUUUAUUUUCCACAAAUCCAAUUUUAAAUAUUCCAGUAACCACAUUUUAAAAGAGCAAAAGGAAAUAAGUAAGAUUUACUUUAAUGAUCUAUUUUAUUUAAGCCAAUAAAUGCAAGAUAUCUCAGCAUAUAAUCAGUAAAAAAUAUCAUCAAUGAAACACAUUAUAUCUUACCAAAAAUGUUUUUCUCACCAAGUCUUCAAAAUGAUGAGUUUUUAUGCUUACUGCCCUUUUCCAUUGGAACUCAACCAGCCUGGAAGCCCUCACAGGAGUGGGAGUCAAGCGGGA
Molecule: messenger RNA, 1361 nt
Organism: Lutra lutra (Eurasian river otter)
Lineage: Eukaryota; Metazoa; Chordata; Mammalia; Carnivora; Mustelidae
Exons: 4
Coding region: 258-914 (218 amino acids)
Source: RefSeq, a predicted model, not a curated record